CCCCUGCGGUGGCCCGAGGGUUGGGGCCGAGGGUCGUAGGCCACCAGAGUACUGCGACAGUCCCCGCCUCCAAAUUUGGGUUUCGGGGUGGCAUUCCUGCGUUCCUGGGAAGCCAGGGUCCCUCGUGGUCCCAGAUGGGGGUACCAACCCCGAUUGGGGGCCUCUGACAAGGUGGCCUCGGCCAUAAGCCCUUUUCCCGCAUCCCCUCCUCUAUUCUCGGGGUUCAUCUCCCCAGCCUUUGACUCUGGGAGCCUCCUCGAGUCGCUCCCCCCACCACCCCCUCCACCAUCUACCCGCACCAGCUCGCACUAAACACCAUCUUAUGUAUGUACCUGUAAGACUCCCCCUAAGCCUAGACCCCUCGGGGCAGAGGCCAGCUGUCGGUGCACAACGUUCCUGCAAAACCGCUUCCAGGGAAAGGGACCUUCCGGAAAUUUCUUUGGACGCCGCUGAAAUUAAGAAACCUAGUGCCCCUGGGCUUUUCCGGUUUUCCUGGCAGGUGGAUUUGGAGGCAACAUGUCCGCUUCAAUGAAAGAAUGCCUGCAGCUUCAGCUGCUAGAGAUGGAAAUGCUGUUCUCUAUGUUUCCUAACCAAGGAGAAGUAAAACUCGAAGAUGUAAAUGUCCUGACGAAUAUAAAGAGAUAUUUGGAAGGAAAAAGGGAGGCGCUGCCACCCAAAAUCGAAUUUGUGAUUACACUCCAGAUUGAGGAGCCCAAGGUGAAAAUUGAUUUGCAAGUAACCAUGCCUCACAGCUACCCCUAUGUAGCAUUGCAGCUGUUUGGACGGUCUCCUGAGCUUGACAGACAACAGCAACUACUUCUCAACAAAGGUCUCACUUCUUACAUAGGGACUUUUGAUCCAGGCGAGCUCUGUGUAUGUGCAGCAAUCCAGUGGUUACAGGACAACAGUGCCUCCUAUUUUCUGAACAGAAAGCUCGUUUAUGAACCGUCUACACAAGCAAAGCCAGUCAAGAACACAUUCCUCCGGAUGUGGAUCUACAGCCACCACAUAUAUCAGCAGGACCUAAGAAAAAAGAUUUUGGAUGUUGGGAAAAGGUUAGAUGUGACUGGGUUUUGCAUGACAGGAAAGCCGGGUAUAAUCUGUGUGGAGGGCUUCAAGGAGCACUGCGAGGAAUUUUGGCACACAAUUAGGUAUCCCAACUGGAAACACAUUUCUUGUAAGCAUGCUGAAAGUGUGGAAACGGAAGGAAAUGGAGAGGAUCUGCGCCUUUUCCAUUCUUUUGAAGAAUUACUCCUGGAGGCCCAUGGUGACUAUGGAUUAAGGAAUGACUAUCACAUGAAUCUGGGCCAAUUCUUAGAAUUUCUGAAAAAACACAAAAGUGAGCAUGUUUUCCAGAUAUUAUUUGGUAUUGAAAGUAAAAGUUCAGACUCCUAGGAAGCCAUUAAGUGGCCUAUGUGUGUAAUUUCAUCACUUAA
Molecule: messenger RNA, 1436 nt
Organism: Herpailurus yagouaroundi (jaguarundi)
Lineage: Eukaryota; Metazoa; Chordata; Mammalia; Carnivora; Felidae
Gene: RWDD2A
Product: RWD domain containing 2A
Exons: 3
Coding region: 517-1395 (292 amino acids)
Molecular function (GO): protein binding
Source: RefSeq, a predicted model, not a curated record